GACUGGAAGAAUCUGCUUAAAACAGCCUGCCUUGCAGACGCUGGGCUGGAGGAGGCCGGCUUCCGGCGCGACAUCGCAAGGCCAGGAGUCAACAGCCCGAGAGCCGGGCCGAGCCGGGAGCGCGGGCCCGCGGCCGCAGUUCCCGGGGCGUCUGCGGGCGCGAGCACGUCGUGACCCGGCGCUGUCAUGGUUCGUCCGCUAAACUGCAUCGUCGCUGUGUCCCAGAACAUGGGCAUCGGCAAGGACGGGAACCUGCCCUGGCCUCCACUCAGAAAUGAAUUCAGGUAUUUCCAAAGAAUGACUACAGUCUCUUCAGUAGAAGGUAAACAGAAUUUGGUGAUUAUGGGUAGGAAGACCUGGUUCUCCAUUCCAGAGAAGAAUCGACCUUUAAAGGACAGAAUUAAUAUAGUUCUCAGUAGAGAACUCAAGGAACCUCCAAAGGGAGCUCAUUUUCUUGCCAAAAGUCUGGAUGAUGCCUUAGAACUUAUUGAAGAUCCAGAAUUAACAAAUAAAGUAGACAUGGUUUGGAUAGUGGGAGGCAGUUCUGUUUAUAAGGAAGCCAUGAACAAGCCAGGCCAUCUUAGACUAUUUGUGACAAGGAUCAUGCAAGAAUUUGAAAGUGAUACGUUUUUCCCAGAAAUUGAUUUUGAAAAAUAUAAACUUCUUCCAGAAUACCCAGGUGUUCCCUUGGAUGUCCAGGAGGAAAAAGGCAUUAAGUACAAAUUUGAAGUAUAUGAAAAGAACAAUUAAUGUGAAAAUGUUUUCCGAUCUAUUUCAAGCCUUUCUCCCCCCCAAAAAAACUGUAUAUUUUUUGUUGUAGAGACUUUGUUCACUUUAGAUCUAUUACUUCUAAUCAAUGUACUUUUAUUCCCUAUUCAUCUUUUUUUUAUUAAUUAUUAUUGGAGUAUACUUGCUUUACAAUCUUGUUAGUUUCUGCUGUAGAGCAAAGUGAAUAAGCUAUACAUAUACAUAUAUCCCCUCUAUCAAGACAGCCCGAAGUGGGAGGGUCCCCUGGUGGCUAGAGUUGAAACCAUAUUCUGUAGAGCUAGGGAGUAAGUCCAAAGGUCAGAAAUGGACCCUAAACAGGAAAACUAGCAUUCAGUUAUUAAAUUAGAUCAAAAGGGGGACUAAGAAUUACUCCAUAUAGAUCACACUACUGAAAAAACUUCUGUUCACUCAGACCAUUCCACAAGGAUAGUGAUGAACAGCUACAACACUACCUUUUGAUGGUUAAGAGAACGUCUGAGACCUUUAAAAACUUUGUUUCUGAACUUCAGUGAGAUUUCACAGGAUGUUACAAUGAUAGAAGAAGAAUUGGCUGCUCUUUACAAAAAAGGAUAAUCUAAAAUCAAGCAUAAUGGCUGAAAUUUUAAAAGGUAAUAAAUUGAGAAUAAAUGUUGCUAGAAACCAAAAUUAGUAAGUUAGAAACUAAACAUCACAGAAUUAAAAAAUGAAGACUAAACCAUGUUUUACCCAUCUUGUUAGCAAAGAUUUAGAUUACUAAUAUAAAAAAAUAGCAUUUUCUGCCUUAUAAAUUGGUACAACCUUUUUAGUGUGUAAGUCAGCAAUAUCAAUUAAAAUUCAAAAUAUUCUGGGUUUGGACCCAGGACUUCCACUUCUAAAAAUUAUUCCUGAACAAAGAGAUGGGCCCAAGAAUAUUUGUUGCAAAAUUUUGUUUUAAACUUAGAAAGAACCCAAAUGUUGAUUAAUAAAAUGAUUUAAUAUGUCUAUAAAAUGUAACAUGUGCAGCAGUAAAAAAAGGAUGACUGAAAAAUGCCAAAAACUGCUAAGAAGCAACUUAUGUAUCAACUCAAAAUGUUUAAUAAAUGUUAAUGUGUGGGAAAAAAAAAUAA
Molecule: messenger RNA, 1853 nt
Organism: Cervus elaphus (red deer)
Lineage: Eukaryota; Metazoa; Chordata; Mammalia; Artiodactyla; Cervidae
Product: dihydrofolate reductase
Exons: 1
Coding region: 187-750 (187 amino acids)
Biological process (GO): dihydrofolate metabolic process; tetrahydrofolate biosynthetic process; folic acid metabolic process
Cellular component (GO): mitochondrion
Molecular function (GO): dihydrofolate reductase activity; NADP binding
Source: RefSeq, a predicted model, not a curated record